AUAAAUCAUGCGGUGUACAGCGUGGAAAGCACAGUAGUUUCCGAAUGAUGGUUCCUGACAGAGCCCUGACCUGCCUCUUCUUUGUGGUCAUCAGUGAUCAUGUGUUUUCAGCUCCGGCUGAGCAACCAAAGUCAGUUCCAACUUUUUCGGCUCAAGGCUCUGUUCCCAGAUUUGUUGAUCCCGGCGUAGGUGAUCCACUCUCGUUCCUAUCCUCAUCCUCCGUUUCAUCCCACACCUCUCGAGUUCGUCGAAGUCCUUUGGAGUUCAGCCAUCCUCUUCACAUUGGAUCAUCCAUUUCGUAUUUUCGGUCCCCGGCAGAGAUUCAACCCACGUCUAUGUCGUAUGCGCCAUCUCGACCCCGAAAUCGUAUCCAGACCCGCCGAACACUCCCGUUCCAAUUGGUGUCCCAACCUCUUUUGGGGUACGCCCACUCACGUUCCUAUGUCGGUGAACCCCGACCGGUUCAAAUAUCUGAUUUCCGAUCCGGUCCGAGCAUGUCUGGAUAUGAGAGCGACCCAUCUGAAAGCCAGGACACAAUGAGUGGAUUCGAUUCUGAGGCGACUGAUGAUGAUGAUGAUCAAAGUGACCCACGGACUCGAGCUUCCGCCCAUCGAACUCGAGCCAAAGCGGCGGAUAUUCUGUCCAUGUUGAAUAGUUUAACUGAGGAUCUUCAGAACCAGAAACAUCGUCUGAGAUUCGGCUUCUUCUAGGUGGCAGAGGAGCCUCAGCCAAGUUAUCCAAGCAAAACUCUUCAUCUCGUAUUCAUCUUAUUUAUCUUGUCAAUGUGUACAAAAUGUUUCAUCACGAUACAUAAUCAAUAUACGGAUAUAUUGAUAGCGUCCCAUUCCAUGGUCACGAUGAGAGUGGAAACAUUCAACUGCAACCUGUCACACCUGAGGAACAAAGAGGAUUCUCGAACUACUACAAACAACUACGUUUUGGUCCAUUUUCAACCAUUCAUUCGGCAAUUUGAUUGAAUCUGCUUUCGUACUGUAUGGUUCUCUUAAUUCACUCAUGAGAGGUAGUUUUACGUUUAUAUUUAGCUGUGGUGGAAUUUAGUUCUUAAAGAAUAUAUUUGUGGCAGCUA
Tigriopus californicus is the source of this 1087-nucleotide messenger RNA. RefSeq lists its product as uncharacterized. The transcript has 3 exons. The coding region runs from base 45 to 710 and encodes 221 amino acids. Lineage: Eukaryota; Metazoa; Arthropoda; Copepoda; Harpacticoida; Harpacticidae. The record is from RefSeq and is a predicted model, not a curated record.